This is a messenger RNA of Myxocyprinus asiaticus (Chinese sucker), 1824 nucleotides long. Its product is annotated as serine/threonine-protein kinase pdik1l-like. Gene Ontology annotation, biological process: autophagy; protein autophosphorylation; peptidyl-serine phosphorylation. Lineage: Eukaryota; Metazoa; Chordata; Actinopteri; Cypriniformes; Catostomidae. The transcript has 5 exons. Gene Ontology annotation, molecular function: ATP binding; protein serine/threonine kinase activity. Gene Ontology annotation, cellular component: cytoplasm; autophagosome. The record is from RefSeq and is a predicted model, not a curated record. The coding region runs from base 274 to 1425 and encodes 383 amino acids.
CUCUCACGGGCACGCGCUCACGCUCACUGCUAGAAAGAGAGAAAGGAAGAGAAGGAAAAGGGUUUGUGUGUGUGUGUGGCGGCCUCCGUUUAUAAUGGCUGCCCGAAAAAGAGAAGAGUCAAAGCAGUUACAUUGGGAAUAAGAUUCGUCGUGCACAGGUGGGUGUGUUCUUUAGGAUGUAUCCCAGUCCAGGCCUUCUAGCUGGCCUUGAGUGACGCAAUCACGCUUUAAGUUAUGUACGUAUUUGAAAGCGAAGAGCGCAAGAUCUAGCUGAUGAGCCAGCUGUCAUCACUGCUGCUAUCACCAUUGAGAAAGAUCCUUAUGGAUUUAAAAACCCAAGAUGAAAACAGGAAAGGAGGGCUGAUUUUCACUUCAAGCAAAUUGGUGAGGAAGAAGAGGAUGGUGAGCAGUGAGGCGAAGUAUGAGCUGAUCCAGGAGGUGGGCCGGGGCAGUUACGGUGUGGUAUAUGAGGCAGCAAUACGGCAGACUGGCGCUCGCGUGGCUGUGAAGAAGAUCCGCUGUCACUCCCCGGAGAAUGUGGAGCUGGCCUUGAGGGAAUUCUGGGCCCUCAGCAGCAUCCAGAGCCAGCACCCGAACGUCAUCCACCUUGAGGAAUGUGUCCUGCAGAGAGAUGGUCUCGCUCAGAGGAUGAGCCAUGGCUCCAGCUCCUCACUAUAUCUGGAGUUGGUGGAGACCUCCCUGAAAGGCGAGAUCACAUUUGACCCGCGCUGCGCCUACUACCUGUGGUUCGUCAUGGACUUCUGCGACGGCGGAGACAUGAACGCCUAUCUGCUGUCCCGCAAACCCAGCCGCAAAACCAACACCAGCUUCAUGCUUCAGCUAGGCAGCGCGCUUGCCUUCUUGCAUCGCAACCAGAUCAUCCACCGAGACCUCAAACCCGACAACAUUCUCAUCUCGCAGAGCCGCAGCCCGGCCGGCUCGCCCGAGCCCACCCUGAAGGUGGCUGACUUUGGCCUCAGCAAGGUCUGCUCAUGUUCGGGUCUGAACCCUGAAGAACCAGCCAGCGUCAACAAGUGUUUCUUGUCCACGGCUUGUGGGACGGACUUCUACAUGGCCCCAGAAGUCUGGGAGGGCCACUACACUGCUAAGGCGGACAUUUUUGCACUGGGGGUGAUCAUAUGGGCCAUGGUGGAGCGGAUCACGUUUGUGGAUGUGGAAACGCAGAAGGAGCUGUUGGGGAGCUAUGUACAGCAGGGGGAGGAUAUUGUCCCAUUGGGGGAAGCUCUGUUGGAAAACCCCAAGAUGGAGCUCCACAUCCCGGCCCGGAAGAAGAGCAUGAAUGCUGGCAUGAAGCAGCUAAUUCGAGAGAUGCUGUCUGCCAAUCCACAGGAACGACCCGACGCCGUCGAGCUGGAGCUCAGGCUAGUUCGGAUCGCGUGCAGGGAACUCGACUGGGACACGUGAGAGGAUGGCAUCUCAGACGGGAGUGUACACUGAUCUGAUCUUCUGGUCUAAGGAUGAAGUUCCUGUUAAGUGUGUCAAAUUUGGGAGCACAACUGUAUUACAAUUUAGUAAGAAAGAAAACCAUGUUUUUCAGAGAAGCACUACGAAAUAUUCCCUUCAGUGUCCUGCUCACAGAUUCUCCUCAACCCUUCAACCGUCUGACCUGAUUUACACUCGACAUCAACUACUGAGAGCUGUGCAGAUGCAUUGUGACUUAAAAAAAAGUGCUUUGACUUUUUGUUUUCCUUUGUGUUCUUGUAAAGUAUUUUGACAUAAACAGAAUUUCAUGAGAGGGAAUCUUAUAAGUGAAUGUGUAAUUUAUUGGUGGGAUUGGCUUUAUUAAAAAAAACAAAAAAACAA